CCAACCGACUUUUUCGUACAUUAAAAAUCGACGAUUUGAUAACGCCGAAGACAAAGUUUUGAGAGUUGGAUAAAUAUCCUCUAAUCACGUUUUUAUUUCAAUUUAUUCACACAAGCUUUUAUCAUUCCAAGUACGUUUCUUCAUCAAGAGAUAGACUUUCACCAUGAGGACAUAAUUCCGAUGUUAGUUAGGACAAAUUGAUUAAAAUGGAUGAGUUAGAACGGCUUGAACACUUGUCCCUUGUAUCCAAAGUGUGUACAGAACUGGACAACCAUCUUGGACUAAAUGAUAAAGACCUAGCUGAAUUCAUCAUCAGCCUUGCCGAGAAGCAUGAAACCCUUGAGGCCUUCAAGUCGGUGCUUGCGGAGAAUGGGGCGGACUUCCCAGAAUCCUUCACCAGCAAUCUCCUCCGUCUCAUCCAGCACAUGAAGCCCAAGAAGGCGCGGAAAGAAGAUGAAGCGAAGCCGGAGACCAAAGAUGACAAGAAGAGACAGGCCUUUCCUGGACUGUGUAUCCCAGAUAAACCAGAAGUCAGGGAAAUGUUGGCAGAAGAUGAGCAGAUUGCCCUAGAUGCCAUGGAUGAAUUAGAAGCUCUCAUGCCUAAACAUCUAGGAACACAAGUGAAGAAAGAAGGGAGUGAUGAAAGAGAUUCAAAGAAGUCCCGUAAGGAGGAUAGCAGGACGAGGAGUAGAAGCAGGAGUCCUGAUUCAGACAAACCCCGCAAGCACAAACAUAAACACAAAGACAGGGAUAGGGACAGAGAUAGAGACAGGGACAGAGAUAGGGACAGAGAUAGGAGGAGAAGACGCUCAAGAUCUCGUAGCCGCGACCGUGACAGGAGGCGCAGCAGGAGCCGGGAUCGUAGCCGCAGGCACAGGAGCAGAAGCAGGAGCAGGGAACGUAGCGACAAGCGCAAAUACCGUGAUCGUGACGAUGGGAAAGACGCAGAAGGAGACUCGCGGAAGGAGAAGUACAAUGAUAAAUUUGUGGACAGACCACCCUCGCUUGAGCCGGAGGUUGGGGAGGUCUAUGAGGGGAAGGUGACGAGCGUGAUGCAGUACGGUUGUUUUGUUCAGCUUUCCCUGAGAAGACGGUGUGAAGGCUUGGUGCAUAUAUCAGAGCUGAGGAGAGAAGGGAGGGUUGCCGAUGUCAGCGAUGUCGUGUCAAGAGGUCAGCAGGUAAAGGUCAAAGUUCUCUCUAUCGCAGGGACCAAGAUCAGACUUUCAAUGAAAGACGUCGAUCAGGCUACGGGAGAGGACUUGAACCCUGUCAAGGCAAAGAGUGCCCCAGAGACGAAUGAGGAAGAGGGCAUGAAUCCAUACCGACCUGCUGACCUUCCAUUGAUCAAUGCUCCAGACUCUGAUGAUGUAGCCAUCAGGAAGAGAGUCCAGAGGGUAACUUCUCCCGAGAAGUGGGAACUUAAACAGAUGAUGGCAGCAAGUUGCAUUGACAAAGCUGAUUUCCCAGAUUAUGAUGAAAGCACUGGUAUCCUCCCAAAGGAUGAAGAUAACUCUGAUGAGGAGAUCGAGAUUGAACUGAGGGAAGAGGAUCCGCCCUUCCUCAGGGGUCAUGGCCGCCAGAGUGUCGAUCUCAGCCCAGUUCGGAUCGUCAAGAAUCCUGAUGGGACCUUAUCGAAGGCUGCUAUGAUGCAGAGCGCCCUCGCUAAGGAGAGACGAGAGAUGAAGCAAGCAACGGAGAGAGCCGAGGCCGAAAACAUCCCUACUGGAAUGAACAAGAACUGGAUCGACCCCAUGCCUGAGAGUGAACGUACUCUGGUUGCCAAUAUCCGUAAGACCGGUAUGACCAGUCAGGAGUUACCAGAGUGGAAGAAGUCAGCCUUCGGUGGAAACAAGGCUUCCUAUGGAAAGAAAACUAAGCUAUCCAUUGUAGAACAGAGGCAGAGUUUACCUAUUUAUAGACUCAAGAAAGAGCUGGUACAGGCUGUGGAUGACAAUCAAAUCCUUAUUGUUAUUGGAGAAACAGGGAGUGGAAAGACCACUCAGAUCACACAGUACAUUGCCGAAGCGGGCUACACUGUCAGGGGUAAGAUCGGAUGCACCCAGCCCCGCCGUGUGGCUGCCAUGUCCGUAGCCAAGAGGGUGGCAGAAGAAUUUGGGUGCAGACUUGGCCAAGAAGUGGGUUACACCAUGCGUUUCGAGGACUGCACUUCUCCGGAGACCAAAGUCAAGUACAUGACAGAUGGUAUGCUGCUGAGGGAGUGUCUCAUAGACCCGGAUCUCACCCAGUACUCGGUCCUCAUGUUAGAUGAGGCUCACGAGAGGACCAUUCAUACUGACGUCCUCUUUGGGCUGCUCAAGAAAGCUGUGAAGAAGAGACCUGACCUCAAGCUCAUCGUGACCUCGGCCACCCUGGACGCUGUCAAGUUCUCAGCUUACUUUUUCGAAGCUCCCAUCUUUACCAUUCCUGGUCGUACAUUCCCUGUAGAGAUUCUCUACACCAAGGAUCCGGAGACGGACUAUCUGGAUGCAUCCCUCAUCACCGUCAUGCAGAUACAUCUUACAGAACCGCCAGGUGAUAUUCUGCUCUUCCUCACUGGUCAGGAAGAGAUCGACACAGCCUGUGAGAUCCUGUUUGAGAGGAUGAAAUCACUUGGUCCUGAGGUUCCUGAAUUGAUCAUUCUUCCCGUGUAUUCUGCCCUUCCUAGUGAGAUGCAGACCAGGAUCUUUGAUCCAGCUCCUCCAGGGAGCAGGAAGGUUGUGAUUGCUACCAACAUUGCUGAAACCUCCUUGACCAUCGACGGUAUCUACUAUGUGGUUGAUCCAGGAUUUGUGAAGCAGAAGGUGUACAACUCCAAGACUGGCAUGGAUCAGCUGGUCGUGACCCCCAUCUCCCAGGCUCAGGCCAAGCAGAGGGCAGGCAGGGCCGGCAGGACGGGUCCUGGCAAGUGCUACCGCCUCUACACAGAGCGUGCCUACAGAGACGAGAUGCUGCCCACGGCGGUGCCAGAGAUCCAGCGCACCAACUUGGCUAGUACCCUCCUGUCACUGAAAGCCAUGGGCAUCAACGACCUUCUGGCGUUUGAUUUCAUGGAUGCCCCGCCCACAGAGACGUUGAUCACGGCUAUGGAACAGCUUCAUUCGCUGAGUGCGCUGGAUGAUGAGGGACUGCUUACAAAGCUGGGCAGGAGGAUGGCUGAGUUUCCGCUAGAGCCCAUGCUGUCCAAGGUGUUGAUCAUGUCUGUUCAUCUUGGUUGCAGCGAAGAGACCCUGACAGUGGUGUCUAUGCUGUCCGUACAGAAUGUCUUCUACAGACCUAAGGACAAGCAAGGUCUGGCUGACCAACGUAAGGCCAAGUUCCACCAGCCGGAAGGAGAUCACCUGACCCUCCUAGCCGUCUACAACUCCUGGAAGAACAACAAGUUCUCCAACCCCUGGUGCUUUGAGAACUUUGUCCAGGCCCGCACCCUACGCAGAGCCCAGGACGUCCGCAAGCAGCUCCUCGGGAUCAUGGACAGGCACAAGCUUGAUGUGGUCACCUGUGGUAAGAACACAGCCAGGGUACAGAAAGCCAUAUGCAGUGGUUUCUUCAGGAAUGCAGCUAAGAAGGACCCCCAGGAGGGUUAUAGGACUCUGGUUGAUAGUCAGGUUGUCUAUGUUCAUCCUUCAAGUGCUCUCUUCAAUAGACAGCCAGAUUGGGUGAUUUAUCAUGAGCUUGUGCUGACAACCAAGGAGUACAUGAGAGAGGUGACCACAGUAGACCCCAAGUGGUUUGUAGAGCUGGCCGCUUCCUUCUUCCGCUUCUCAGACCCGACCAGACUCAGCAAGGCCAAGAAACAACAACGUCUAGAGCCGCUCUACAACAAGUACGAGGAGCCCAAUGCCUGGAGGAUCUCCCGGCAAAGAUUGCGUAGGAACUGAGCAGGGUAGUGUGCUACCUUUCUUAGGGAUGAGGCUUCCGUCACUCAUGGGCUGAAAUUAAAAUAUGCAAAUGGGACUGAAGACAUGUAGAAGCCCUGGGAAUGGGAAUAGGCAAUGUCUUGAACCUCUCUACAACAAAUACGAGGAGCACAAGCAUGGUGAAUCUCCAGGCUGAUGUUGCCUAGGAACUGUACAAGGUAUUGUUGUCUUUCUUUGAUACCAGGCUGUGUUUGGUCACAAGCUAGCAUGAAAGUAUACAGAUGGGACUGAA
Messenger RNA from Lytechinus variegatus (green sea urchin), 4149 nucleotides. RefSeq names its product ATP-dependent RNA helicase DHX8-like. Lineage: Eukaryota; Metazoa; Echinodermata; Echinoidea; Temnopleuroida; Toxopneustidae. Gene Ontology annotation, biological process: spliceosomal complex disassembly; mRNA splicing, via spliceosome. Gene Ontology annotation, cellular component: intracellular anatomical structure; catalytic step 2 spliceosome. The coding region runs from base 207 to 3878 and encodes 1223 amino acids. Gene Ontology annotation, molecular function: ATP binding; RNA binding; RNA helicase activity. The record is from RefSeq and is a predicted model, not a curated record. The transcript is spliced from 20 exons.